Molecule: messenger RNA, 2121 nt
Organism: Dermacentor andersoni
Lineage: Eukaryota; Metazoa; Arthropoda; Arachnida; Ixodida; Ixodidae
Source: RefSeq, a predicted model, not a curated record
UGAAAAAGAUGUAUCAUAACUCCAGGGAAAUUCCCACUGCUUAGGUUAGAUCCAGGAAAGGGGGCGGGAGUCCCUAUGGACGCGAUGCUACAACACAGGCGCGCGCGCUGCAGAAAGGUUGUGGAGAUCCACAAACAACAUUUUGUCACUGCCGCAGCGUCAGUACAGACGCAUACAUAUGCAUACCCACACCACUCACACGACCAGCCUUGCCUUGGUCGUAAAAGCGUCUGCUGUAGACACCGCAAAGCACGGCUGGAGGAUUGGCGACACGAAAGCACUGAGGAAGCAAUAAAUUGGGGUGCAAUUUAAAUUCAAGCUCAGUUGAAGUUAACUAAAGCUUAAUUACAGUCGACGCAGUACUGACAAAAGAUGGCUAGCGGUCUAGUAAGCACGAGGGUACGAGUCCGUUGCGAACCGCCGCUUCUAGCAUCGAUCCACUCCGCCAUCUACGCCCCAUCGCUAUCGCCAUCAGCGACAAUAUUUUUGCAAUGAGCAGGAGUCUAUUUCGCGGGAAAGAUAAAUUUCAAGAGCCACCCAAGGGCUGCAGGUGCUCAGCUUUAAAAAAUCAAGAGUAGCUCGGGGACACCGGACCCGCAGUGCUGCGCUCCAAUAGCGCUGUAAUGACAUCUAACAAAAGACCAAAGGCACAUCCCACCGAGGACGACUCAAAGGACCAAGCGAAAAGGGAAAUCCCAAUUCUACUACCCCAAGAUGAACGUCAUCGCACGUACAAGGUUGCUGUAGCGAUGGCAAUGAUACGUUCCAAGCCAGACAAUGUUUCGGCCGACGAUUACGUCAGAAAACUCGCGGAGGACUUGAGAAACAGUGAAGCCAGACUAUCGGACGCAUGCAAAAGCCUCGAAGACGAUGUGAUCCAUUUGCGGCAGAAAAUCGCGUUGAUGAGCGUCAGAGGCGGCAUUCGUUCUGAACCAUUCGCCUUUCGUCGUGAAUCGUGGAAGAACUCUACGGAGAAGCUUUCAAUCACAGCAGAACGCAUCGGACAGCACUGGGUGUUUUUGGAAAAUUACCUGUCAGUCGCGUCCAAUGCAGCGCUUUUCGACCAGGGAGGCGUCACUGAUGUCGAAGAAUUGACGCUGCGCUCUGCAAGCAACCUCCUACGGACGUUGCGCAAGAGCGCACCGAUCGGAUUCGUCGAAAUGGAGCUGAGCAAUAAGGCACUGUCGACUUUGGCAGAUAUGUGCGACGAUCGACGCAGUGCUCUAGCGCCUUCUCUCCGCGCAGCUGUAGUGGGUUUUGUCACCGACAGUGUGAACGAAAUCGUGGAGCAAGAAGCCAUCGACUACAGGCGCCUGGAAAAUAUUGCAAGCUGGGUGGGAAGCCUUGCCAGUGGGCAAGCUUUCACACUUGCCAUUACCAGACAUCUUCUGGACAAGCUGCUUCAGUUUGCAAGCUUCAUUGGCACGCUACAGGAAGACCAGCGAGGCCCAGAAGCAGAGCACUUUGACCGUUCAUUCUUUCUGCUACAGUGUACGGAAAAUGCUGUUGCAUCACUAAAACAAGUUUCGCCCCUCGAUUGCUGUGAGCUCUCUGAAAUGGCAAAAGCGCUGGCCGACUUUUCAUUCAAAUGCCAGGAGGCGCAGCCACUGUUUGCAGGUUACCUAUACGAGGUUGUAAGAGGGCUGAAAAAGAGCUUGACUAGUCGCAAGACCAAUAAGCAACGAGUGAAAAAAAUUGUACCACUAGUGAGAAACAGAAUUGUAAUAGAUAACGCGGCUGUUGACACCUGUGUUAAACUAUGCAAUUUUAAGAUGCCCUAAAAGCAUCUCAACCCAAAAUGCAAUUUCAGUGACGAGAACAGACAAAGCGAAAGGUGUGUAAUAAAUUAGAUUUAUUCAAACAUACCUCUCUCAUGAAAUGCCUAUAUACAUGUAACAGUCUCGUCAAUUCCGCACUCCGUCUGCAUACCUUGUGCAGAGAGAAAAAAAAAGUAUGAUUCUGGUCUCUUUUUUUUUGGUUACUCUAGUGCACAACACUGACCUUGACAAAGCCAAGCACUCCGAAAUUUGAGCUUGGAAUGCAAACAUGUCAAGUGCAUAAAACCACAAAUGUAGGUCAACUAAAUAACUAUGGCUUGAGGAUAAAAAAAGAAUAAAGAAA